Messenger RNA from Phoenix dactylifera (date palm), 1795 nucleotides. Its product is annotated as sugar transport protein MST4-like. Gene Ontology annotation, molecular function: monosaccharide transmembrane transporter activity. Gene Ontology annotation, biological process: monosaccharide transmembrane transport. The record is from RefSeq and is a predicted model, not a curated record. Gene Ontology annotation, cellular component: membrane. Lineage: Eukaryota; Viridiplantae; Streptophyta; Magnoliopsida; Arecales; Arecaceae.
GGUUUAGAGGAAGAAAAUGGCGGGGUUCGCAGCGUCAAAUUCAGACGACAGUCCGAAACAGUUCGAGGGGAGGAUCACGAUCUACGUAGUGUUAUGUGGAAUAAUUGCGGCCACAGGAGGAUUGAUGUUUGGUUAUGAUGUUGGGAUCUCGGGAGGGGUGACAGCAAUGGAUGACUUCCUAGAGAAAUUUUUCCCUUCGGUCUACGUAAAGAAGCACGAAGUCAAGGAGGACAACUACUGCAAGUUUGAUGACCAAGGCCUCCAGCUCUUCACGUCAUCUCUCUACCUUGCUGCUCUGGUGGCGAGCUUUAUUGCCUCCAAAACAUGCAAAAGUUAUGGCAGAAAGUUGACGAUGCAAGCAGCAUCCAUCUUUUUCUUGGUGGGUGUUAUUCUUAAUGCGGCAGCUCGAGAUCUAGCCAUGUUAAUCGUAGGACGAAUCCUCCUUGGCGUUGGUGUCGGAUUCGCUAACCAGGCAGUUCCUCUGUUUUUGUCAGAAAUCGCACCGGUACGAAUUCGAGGAGCUCUGAACAUCCUUUUCCAGCUUGACGUGACGAUCGGCAUUCUCGUAGCAAAUGUUGUGAACUAUUUCACUUCAUCUAUUCGACCAUGGGGAUGGAGAUUGUCGCUCGGCCUUGCCGGCGUACCGGCGUUAAUUCUAUGCUUUGGCUCCUUAUUAAUCACCGAGACUCCCGCCAGCCUCAUCGAGCGUCAGAAAUUGGAUGAAGGUCUCGCCGUGCUCAAGAAGAUCAGGGGUACCGAGAAAGUCGAGUUGGAAUUCAAUGAGAUUGUGGAUGCUAGCAAGAUCGCUCAACAAGUGAAGCACCCAUUUCGAAAUGUGAUGAUGCGACGCAGUCGCCCGCAGUUGGUCAUUGCCAUCUUGAUGCAAGUCUUUCAGCAAUUCACUGGAAUCAAUGCCAUAAUGUUCUAUGCCCCGGUCCUCUUCCAAACAAUCGGAUUCAAGAACGAUGGCUCGUUGCUCUCUGCAGUUAUAAUGGGGCUCGUAAAUGUUUUAUGCACGGUUGUCUCCAUACUCUUGGUGGAUCGGCUUGGGAGGAGGAUCUUGCUGCUCGAAGCUUGUGCCCAGAUGUUAAUUUCACAGGCUGCAAUUGGUGCCGUUCUGCAAGUAUUUAUGAAAGCGAACAACAACCUUCACCAAGAUGUGGCCAUUUGGGUGGUCGUGCUGGUUUGCCUGUUCGUAUCGAGCUUUGCAUGGUCAUGGGGACCUCUUGGCUGGCUGAUUCCAAGUGAGACCUUCCCCCUGGAGACGAGGACGGCUGGGUUCGCCUUCGCAGUCAGCUCGAACAUGCUCUUCACCUUUAUCAUCGCCCAAGCCUUCCUCUCCAUGAUGUGUCACAUGAAAGCAGGCAUUUUCUUCUUCUUCGCUGCAUGGAUCGUGGCCAUGGCGUUUUUUGUUGUCUUCCUACUGCCGGAGACGAAGAACGUGCCCAUCGAUGAGAUGACGGAGAGGGUGUGGAAGAAACACUGGUACUGGAGGCGGUUCGUGGAUCACGGGGAGGAUCAGAAUGAGACAAGGGAUGUUGAGGAUUCCGCCAAUCGACUUUAAAAUGGAUGAGAAGGAUUGCGAUUGAUUGAUUCUUUUUCCUCCUUUUCUCGUUGUUCCAAGCACCGAUGGUCCUCCCUGUGGCCAACUUUUCUGCACGAACAGAAGCUGAUGAAAGAGUAUAUCCAAAACUAUAUGUGGUUUAUAUCUUGUGUAGAUAAGGCUUGCAUUAUCGCAUGCAUGUUCAGACAAUAGUUAUCAUGUGAUGCCACCAACAAUGGACAAGCAAAAUAU